Molecule: messenger RNA, 1110 nt
Organism: Saccoglossus kowalevskii
Lineage: Eukaryota; Metazoa; Hemichordata; Enteropneusta; Harrimaniidae
Source: RefSeq, a predicted model, not a curated record
AUGACUGUCAACUCUCAGAGUACUUCGGGACAAGCAGGAGUGACAUCAUACCAACAUCACUGCAAGACAGACAACAGAUGUCAAUACACUGUAACACUGCCUGACUGUGGAGACGAGGAAAACUGUAACGGCAAAGACAACCAACCGGCGCUGACAGAUAUCAUAAUGCAGUUAAGUUACAAGAUUGAUCAACAAAAUGAACAGAUAGCCACAAUGAGUGACAAAAUACACAAUCUCACAGAAGAUAUUAAUCAAUUGAACGAGAAAUUGGGAGAAACUUGGGGAGCAUGGUCAUCUUGUGACGUUACAUGUGGAGGAGGGACCCGUGUGCGAUAUACUACUAACUCAAGUGAAACUUAUCAAGGUCACCGUGAGCAGAUCUCAUCAUGUGGGGAAUGCAACUGUCCUGAAGCAGCUACUGGUUUAGUGUCAAUUAAUUCCGAUGGUUAUGAUAUAACAGACCCACAUCAUUAUGAGGCGCAACGAUCCGUCCUGUCGUGGUACCCUUAUGAAGGAACUAACAAGAAAACAUGCUUUAUUAAGAUACUGGUUGACAGUUGUACUAAUGCCCGUUUCCGUGUAAUUAGUUCUGGUGGAGGACAUCCUGCAGUUGGCAACCAACAGUAUGGUAUACGUGAAGACAGUUCCAAACCCAAACCACCCGACCCUCUAGUGUCUACUAAAACGGCAGCAUGUAUUGAAUUCAAAUGCAGUGGUCUCCUACGUACAGGUCAUCCUGAGUUGGACAUUCCACCACUGGGAGAGAUAGUUAGUGGUGGAGCAGACAUGACACAAGUUAAUAUUACUGCAGUAACAACUACCUGCCAACUAAAAACUGGAAGUGAUGGUGUUAAUCCCAGUCUACUGAGCUACAUUCAAUCAUAUGGUCUUGAAAGUGACAUACAGCAAGGUGAUGCCAGUUUCCAAUUCAAGGUUCCAGACGGAAGCACAAAUGGACCAACUACAGGAAUAUACGUUGCACAAGGUGAAGGAAUGUCUGGCUAUGAUAAUGCAUUUGAAAACUGCUUAGCUGGUGAUGAUUAUGCUUACAUAAUAGGUACGGGAGAUAAUCCAGAUAAUGGAUGGGCACUACAAUAUGAAUGUUACUAG